GUUUAUUUCCGGCGGAUGACGUUAGUAGGCGCUGUCGUGCUGUUGAGGCGAGGAGGAGAGUCGCAGGUAAAGAGAGGGAGCGAAGAAAGCAUCGCUUCCGAACGUUAUCUUACUGCCUGUCCACCGCGAACUAUCUGGCCCGUCUUCAGGCGUUUCGAUCCUGAAGCUAUUCCGCUUUGUGAAGAGAUCUGUGUGUUACAGGCAAUUACAAUGGAUGAAGAUUUUGUUGUCCGUGUCCGUGGACUUCCAUGGUCUUGCACUGCUGAUGAAGUGUUACGCUUCUUCUCAGAUUGCAAGAUAUUAAAUGGAACUGCUGGAAUACACUUCACCUAUUUAAGAGAAGGCCGCCCAAGUGGUGAAGCCUUUGUUCAGCUGGAAAGUGAGGAAGAUGUAAAGCGUGCCCUUGCAAAAGACCGGGAAAGUAUGGGCCAUCGAUACAUUGAAGUGUUUGAGACUAAAGCCACUGAAAUGGACUGGGCACUAAAACAUGCUAACCCUAACCAAACUGAGUCCACGAGCGAUGGAACAGUGCGCCUCAGGGGUUUACCCUUUGGCUGCAGUAAAGAGGAAAUUUUGCAGUUUUUCACAGGGUUGGAAAUCGUGCCAAAUGGGAUAACAUUGCCGGUGGACUACCAGGGGAGAAGCACGGGGGAAGCCUUCGUGCAGUUUGCAUCAAAGGAGAUAGCUGAAAAAGCACUGGGGAAACACAAGGAAAGAAUAGGGCACAGGUAUAUUGAAAUCUUCAGGAGCAGCAGAGGUGAGGUUCGAACUUUCCAUGAUCCUCCAAGAAGGUUAAUGGGUCAGCGACCAGGACCCUAUGACAGACCAAUGGGAGGUGGAAGAAGUGGCUACGGUGGUCCAGGGCCCAUGAGAGGAGACAUGUUUGACCGUGCACGUAGAGGAUCUGGCUAUGGUGGAGGUUAUGGCAACUUUGAUGAUUAUGUUUAUAAUGAUAACUACGGUUAUGGACGUGAUGCAUACGGACACAAUUCCAGAGGUGGUGGAAUGAUGGAUAGAGGUAUGGGCAGUCGUGGUUACGGUGGAGCAGGUGAUGCUGGUCCCCUGUUUCAGAAUGGUACAGGUCAUUACGUACAUAUGAGGGGAUUACCUUUCAGAGCUUCAGAAGGAGAUGUUGCUGAUUUCUUUUCACCGCUGAUUCCUGUAAAGAUAAACUUUGAAUAUGGCUCUGAUGGUCGGCUUACUGGAGAGGCUGAUGUUGAGUUUGCCACGCAUGAAGAUGCAGUUGCUGCUAUGUCGAAAGAUAAAGCUCAUAUGCAACACAGAUAUAUCGAAUUGUUCCUGGAUUCCACUGCAAACAUGGGAGCUGGGCCUGGUGGCUAUGGAAAUCAUAGAAUGGGUGCAAUGGGCAUGGGCAUGGACCAUUAUGCAGCAGGCACUCAAGGAGGCUAUGCUCAUAACAGUCAGGCUAUGGCCAAUAGCUAUGGCAAUAUGGGCAAUAGCUAUGGAUAUGGAAAUCCUGGAAACACACGUGGAUUUGGUUAUGGGGGUAUGGGAGGAGGUGGAUAUUCAGGCAAUCCAAAUCAGCACAUGGGAAUGGGCAACCUCGAUACAAGCAUGGCUGGAUGGAGAAUGUAAACUUAAAAUUAUGCUCAUCAGGCCAUGAGCCACAAGCUUCAAGAACCCAAACUCUGCCACAAUUUCAUAAUGGAUGACCAAUGCAGCAGCAUUGCUGUUUGUUUUUUCGUCUGAACCAAAAGCAGUAAUAUUUUUACUAAUAGAGCUACUUUGCAAUUCUUUUUAUUUUUUUACAUGUUUUGGUGUAAACAUAGAAAGCCCAUGUUGUCCAGGCUUGGGUAACUUUGUUUGAAGCUUCGGGUAUUAGACCUGAUGGAGAGUUUAAAACUUGUUUUGAUAAUUUUGGACUUGAGUGAAUGUGGCAAAUCAAAGUAAACAUCUAGUUCAAAGCCGCCUUUUGAUGAAUUCUUAAUUAUUUUAACUAAACAAAAUCUAACAUUAGAUCACCUUUUACAAAUAUUCUGAGCAAGUUGUGUGAUUGUGAAUACUUUUUUUACUUGGGUGAUACCAUUUUAAAAAUGAAACCAGGAGAGAUUUUGCUUCUGUUUCUAUGGUCUUUACCAGAGGAUCACCAACAAAAUGUCCACACUUUGUUCAAUUUGAGGUUGAAUGUCACAUGUAGAAAUGUGCGGUUAUGGACAUCUGGUGAACAUCUUUUACUAAUUUCUUUAUGAACCAUUUCUGUCCCAUUCAGUCACCAAUUAGACCACAACUGCACAUACUGUUCCAAGUUCAAAUUGUACGUCUUUUGGUUACCCUGUUCACUUCUGUUGCUCCCUCCAGCUAAUUUUAACAGCUACUUGCGAGAUUCUCAGUUGGCAUUUGUUUGUCUUCUGGAAUGCAGAUAUAGGGUGUUACAACAGUGUUGAGCUGUCAGUUCCUCCUGCUUGUAUUCUUGAGCGUUGCUAUUGGAAAUCCAAGCAAACGUUUUCUUCGGCAGUUGCUGUUGUUUUUUUUAAGUAUGUCUGUCUGGUUCACAUCGUUUUUAACCUUGAUUCUUAAUUUCUUGACUGUUAGCAAUGUAGUGUUACAAAUGAGAAGUGUACCUUGGUACCUUUUUUCCUGAAAGGUGGUUUUUUUGGUUGCCAUGCUUUGUUCAGUGGGACAUAUUGACUUUGACAAUUGAAUGUGCAGCUUCUGAAAUCUGUACUUUUUUCAGCAUAUGUGAAAGAUGACUUACUGUACAUUUCUAAUGGUGAAUAUAAUAAAGUGUAAUUUCAGAAA
Chiloscyllium plagiosum (whitespotted bambooshark) is the source of this 2760-nucleotide messenger RNA. RefSeq names its product heterogeneous nuclear ribonucleoprotein H2-like. Gene Ontology annotation, molecular function: RNA binding. Lineage: Eukaryota; Metazoa; Chordata; Chondrichthyes; Orectolobiformes; Hemiscylliidae. The record is from RefSeq and is a predicted model, not a curated record.